This is a messenger RNA of Galendromus occidentalis (western predatory mite), 2178 nucleotides long. RefSeq names its product nose resistant to fluoxetine protein 6. Lineage: Eukaryota; Metazoa; Arthropoda; Arachnida; Mesostigmata; Phytoseiidae. The transcript has 13 exons. Gene Ontology annotation, molecular function: acyltransferase activity, transferring groups other than amino-acyl groups. Bases 1 to 2178 code for a protein of 725 amino acids. The record is from RefSeq and is a predicted model, not a curated record.
AUGAGGACUACUGUGAUGUGCUUGUUGCUAGCGUCGUGCACUUUGAGAACUUCGGCACUCAGAAUCGUGCAUGAGGUUUUCACCAAGGAGGGGCCAACUCACUGGAACGAGGAUUUGGCGCCCGAAUUGGAGAAAAUCAUGAAACGUGUACAAAGAGAGCUUUUCCCAAUUGUCAACGAAAUCAUCUACGAUGAUGCAAUCGACACGGAGUGCUUCCAGACCAUGGCGCGUAUCUUGAGAGGCCUCGGAGAGCAGAAAAUAUGGGCUCUGAAAUUUUUCGACGCCUCGGGGGGUCCGGUCCCGAAUAUCGCAGAGGGGCGCGUGGUAUCUUUCGGGAGCUACGACGAGUGUUUAACCAUUGAGAUCCCGAAUAAAGAAGACCCGUCAAUCGUCGAUGCCGGCGGCAAGUAUUGCACGCUAUCCAUGACUAUGCAGCGACAGCCCAUGGUACACAGACUGGCACCGAAAAUCGUCGAUCAGGUCCCACUGUUGAAGCAUUACGUUGGUAACAGCACCGAAUGGGUUCUGGAUCUGAUGGACAAGUCGCCCUUCGGAUUUCGCGUGGGAAUCUGUAUGCCUUCCACGUGUAAUUCAAGCAUAAUCCCGCACUUCGUGGAAAAACUUGGAGGGAGAUUUGGUCUCGGUGCCACUGUGCUAGGCUGUCGAGACUCAACAGAAACAACGACAUACCCGACCGGAACUUACAUACUCGGAGCGGUUUUGCUUCUCUUGAUCGGAAUCGUGAUCGUUGCCACCAUCGCGGACUUCCAAUCGACCAACCCCAAAGAACAAUCGAUACAUCUACUUCGAUGCUUCUCGGCCAAGUACUCCUAUUUGAAACUCACCAGCACGGAUCCGUCCGCCGAAACUCAGCACCUGGACUGUAUUCAUGGCAUCAAAGUUCUGAGCGCUCUGUGGAUUCUGCUCGGUCACAGUUUCGCCGGGGAUCCGGGACGCUAUGACCGGCCGCAAGAAAUCCUGAAUUUACUGCAGGGUCCCGCAUUCAGCUUGAUCAGUCAGGGCCUUCUCGCCGUCGAGACAUUCUUCUGCAUUACCGGUAUUCUCAUCUAUCGGACGGUGCUAAACGCAUGGAGAACGAACAAGUCCUCGACGGCUACGUUCGGCUUGGUGAUGAUUCUUCGGAGAGCCUUCAGGCUUAUUUUUCCGGCAAUCGGAUGCCUCGUCUUCUUGUACAUGGUACCUCUGAUGACGUCUGGACCCGGAAUGGAUUAUUUGUUCACGAAACACGUGAUCCCGCUAUGCAACAGUAAAUGGUGGACCGUACCGUUGUUCGCCACCAACUUCUUUGCGAUCGAUGAGAGCUGUCUCCCGCACCUAUGGUACAUGGCGGCGGAUAUGCAAAUCCUGUGUAUAAUGCUCUUCCCCGUCAUCCUCAUCGCUACAAAACCCAAGAGGGGACUUACAGUAGUGGCUCUGAUGGCACUCAGCGGAGUUAUCUACACCAUUCACCUCAUCUACGCAUACGACGCGGCCCCAGGCCUCGUCUUGUUGCCUCGGCAAUUCCUCAAGCUCGUCAACUAUAACCUGCACAUCCAUGUUCAAGCCUUCACCAACCUCUCAGGGGUUUGUGUUGGCAUCCUCGGGGGUUACCUGAUCGAACACCACCGGAACUUGAAGUUCCCCAAAUAUUUUUUCGUGUUCGGCUGGACAAUUACUACAAUCGUGGCCAAUGCUCUCCUGUUCGCGAUUUAUGUUUGGCAGAAAUCCGGAGUCAUCUCCACGACAGAAAGCAUGAUCUACGGAGGUCUCCACAGACCAGUUUGGGCCCUGUGCGUUGUGUGGGUAGUGUACGCGUGUGCGGCUGGAGGCGGCCAACCGAUUCGUUGGAUUCUGAACCGCUCGAACUUUGUCAUCCUAGGCCGACUGUCCUGCUGCUUUUACAUGGUCAGCCUUGUCCUCAUCAUGAUAAAGAAUUUUUCAGCGACACAUACCGUUCCCCUCACAUACACGCAGAACAUCCGGGAUACGGCAGCUGAUGCGGUUUACGGCUACGUCCUUUCAUUUAUCCUGUUCCUACUCUUCGAAGCGCCAGGAUACGCGCUCGAUAAAUAUAUAUUCGCCAAGAUCUCGCAUCCUGGGCCCUCUCGACCAGACGAGACGCUGAAAUCCGUUACAGCCGAUAAGAUCAUCCCGGAAAUCAAGCAUUGUGGACUGUGA